Molecule: messenger RNA, 897 nt
Organism: Acanthamoeba castellanii str. Neff
Lineage: Eukaryota; Discosea; Longamoebia; Acanthamoebidae
Product: zinc transporter ZupT, putative
Exons: 7
Coding region: 1-897 (298 amino acids)
Biological process (GO): zinc ion transmembrane transport
Cellular component (GO): membrane
Molecular function (GO): zinc ion transmembrane transporter activity
Source: RefSeq, a predicted model, not a curated record
AUGGCGGAAGUGGGCGGAGUGUGUGCGGUGGUGGAGGACUCGAGCGGGGGCGACAUCGUGCUGGCCUUCGUCUACACCUCGGCGGCCGGACUAUCGACCGUGCUCGGCGGAAUGAUCCCGUUCUUCUUCAACGUCAACGAGAAGCGAUGGCUGGGCGCCGGCCUGGGCUUCGCCGCCGGCGUCAUGGUCUACCUAAGCUUCGUCGAGAUCCUCACCAAAUCGCACGCCUACUUCGUGUGCGUAGCCGGCGACGACGGCGCCACCUGGCGCACUUCCCUCUGUUUCUUCUCCGGCAAGACGCUGAAGGACAAGGACAUCCGGACGUACGGGAGCAUCGUGAUUGAUGACGACAGCCAGGAGCACGACGUCUUCGAGGAGAACAGCUUCGUCGACGAGGUGGAACGCGAGGACGCCCGACGGCUCUCGAACAUGGGCCUGAUCACCGCGCUCGCUAUUUGCGUCCACAAUUUUCCCGAGGGCAUGAUGACGUUCGUGUCGACCCUCUCGAAUCCUUCCUUCGGUACGCCCGGCUCGACGCUGAGCGGGCUGGUCGUCACUCUGGCGAUCGCCAUUCACAACAUUCCAGAGGGCAUCUGCGUAGCCAUGCCCAUCUACUAUGCCACCCGUAGCAAGUGGCAAGGCGUGCUUUACUGCCUCAUCGCGGGCAUCUCAAUGCCAAUUGGCGCAUUUAUCGCCUGGGGCGCCGUUGGCGGCACCCUAAGCCCGAUCGUUUAUGCGAUCCUCUUCGGCUUGAUUGCGGGCAUCAUGGUCUUCAUCUCCGUGCGAGAGCUCAUCCCAACAGCACACCGCUACGACAAGAGCGACGGGAUGGCCACCUACGCAAUGCUCUUCGGCAUGGCUCUCAUGGCCUUCUCUCUCUUCGCUCUCGGCGAGUGA